CACUGCGGACUGCCACCCACGACUGUGCCCCUCACCGCGCCCAGGCACACUAAUUAUAGUUGAAUCUCCCAGAUAUUUAAUACAUUAUGGUUAUUACUAAAUGAACAUACACAAGUUAUAUUUCUACUAUCGACCAAACAAGUUAAUGACGUAAUAUUUUGGUACUAAUGGCAUAUCUCACGUAAAGGGACAGAGAUAAGUGGUGCAGAGGAAGUAUUCCUCUGAAGAAGUAAUGCAGUUUUAUUUGUCACCAAAGGAAAUGUUACUGAGGUUAUAUUCCUGGCUCUGAAACCGUGUGGUUUCCCUUAAGUCCUCACAACCACCAGUUCUGUUGGUGUAAGGGAGACAAGCUAGAUGGGCAGCCCAAGCAUAGCCGCUUUUAUCACCUUAUUUAUAGUCGUAAAUGGUCUCAAGGGAGAAUUCUGUCCAAGGGGAGAAGAGGAAGAUACAAGGUACCUUCUGUAUGAUGUCAAUUCUGGAGAGGGAUUUAACCUGCGCCGGGAUGUUUAUGUCCGAGUUGCAAACUUAGUCCGCAAGCUGAGUCAAGACCACAACUGGGUGCUGGUCCUUCCUCCCUGGGGGAGAUUCUAUCACUGGUUCAACACACCUCCAGGAACAUAUUUUCCUUGGAAGAGUUUCUUUGAUGUUGGGAGUCUUCAGAAAUGGAUCAGAGUAAUUGAAUUUGAAGAUUUUUUGAAAGCACAUGGACCAAACGUGAAUUCAGCUUAUGUCCUGCAACACUAUGAGGAGGGAUGGACAGAUGGCAAGUGGGAAGAAAAAUAUGAUGAGAGGCCAUGUAUUGGUAGACCUGCUUUUCAAUAUAAAGAUCAAGAGAGAGUAUGGGUAGGGCAUCUCUGGGGCUCACAGCUGACAUCACAGACUUUCUCCUGUGUGUCAGUCCAGGGCCAUGCCUCAACUAUCAUUCCACUUCUUAUGAAAGAUGCUAGUAGUAGGUCAAUCUACAUAGGAAGAGCAGAAACCAUAAUACACGAUGAAUAUGGUGGGAAAUGGUACUGGAAGGCACGGAGGAGCAUGCGCUUUGCCACCCACCUGCAGGAUGAGGCAGCCAAGUUCAGGGCAAAUCACCUAGCCUCCAAUGAUGUCCAGGACAGUACACAGGUGGCAUCAGAUUGGAGAGACACAAAGCCACAGCGGAAAAGAGACAGAGGUGGUCCAUAUGUUGCUGUUCAUCUUAGAAGAAAUGAUUUUGUUCAGGCAAGAGGGAAGGAGGUGCCAAGCUUGAAGAAGGCAGCUCAACAGAUCAAGCAUAUAAUUAAAAAACAAAACUUAACAUCUGCUUUCAUUGCAACUGAUGCCCCACGUGAAGAAUUUUUGCAGCUAGCAAAUUUGCUUCCAUCUGUCUCCCUCCAUCGGUUUGUACCUGAUGAAGACUUCCUGCAGCAGUGGGGGGAUGGAGGGGCAGCCAUUGUGGACCAGAUCAUAUGCUCCCAUGCCAGGUACUUUGUUGGGUCUUAUGAAUCCACAUUCUCCUUUCGAAUACAAGAGGAACGAGAGAUUCUUGGAUUUACUGAAGAGACCACCUUCAACAGGUUGUGUGGAGCAAGUUCCAAGUGUGAGCAGCCAGCCAAAUGGAGGAUAACAUAUUAGACCUUUAUUACAUUGCUCUAGAUAUGAUAGAUAUUCUCAUGAAAUGCCUGUAGGGAGCAAAACUAUGUGCACCCAACUGAUGUCAUAUUGUCCAAGUAAGGAAAUGGCUGAAAGCUGUAAAUAAAAAACGAGAGGCCAAUUAUCAACAUUCAUAAGCAGCAUUUUGGAAGACAGGUUUCAUAUUUAUUUUUGGUUAGUUUUUGUCAUCUGAUGGCAACUUGGCAACUUGUCUUCUCAGCCCCCUGCUGCCAAUUUCUUUCUUCAGGGUCCUGUCCCAUAUCUUUUUAAUCCAUUCACUGGCAUUCUUAUCUUGUCCCUCAAAUGACAUGCUUCACCCAGUCAUUUUCCUUCUCUUUUUCCAUGUAUUCAAAUCUUUGAUUUGUUUUUCCCAGUUCCUCACAUGCUGAACCACCAGUUACAGCAAUACUGCAUGCCCAUCUCAACAUACUCCUGUCACCAAACUCCAGCCACUUUGUAUUAUCUCUAUUAGUUUAGGUUUUACUAACACAAAGCAUUGGAUUUCUUACAUAGCAUUUGCAGUCUACCUUUAAUAUGCUGGGAAAUCACAUUUACCAUUAGAAGUUAAUAUCUUAAAUUUCCUCCACCCCAUUUCUUAAUCUUGCUCUAGAGGAGUUAAAUGGUAAUAAAUGAACUUGGAAACAGUAAAUACAAUAAUGACAUUCUUUAUAAGAUGGUAUUAUUGUCAGUGUUCUAAGAUGUUACAGUAACAAGAUUGUAGCCUAUAACCGUUAAAACAUACUUCUGUGUCACAAAUCCAUGUUGAUUGUCAUGUUUUUUUCCCUCUGCCAUCCCUUGAGCCUUCAAGAUUGAUGCAAGAGAAAAUUCUCUCAAUUUCCUGUUCUUUGGAAUUUAUUAAUCAUGAUGCUUAAUCAUACUUUGGAAUUCAUUGAACAUGACAUUUAAGUUCAUCUAUCUUACUCACAUAUAUUUGAACUAGAACUUGCAAAACCUUGAUAGUUAAGGAAAGUAAGACAAAAUAACAUAGCCACAAGUAGCCUCAGAAUGUAAGAAAAAGCAAUGUGGCUUUCAGACACCACCAUAGGCAGCAGUCUCCAGAAGCCGAUAUAACCAAGGGAGCCUUUUUACUACUGUAGAUAUUUUUGUUCCUUGGUGUGUAUCUGCUGAUAUUUAAUGUCAUUGAAUAUCUAUGAAAUACUUAUUGAUGUCUUUUUAUCUGAGUAUUAGAGCAUAACCUCCUGUGACCUUGCUGCACAAGACUCUUUUUUCCCUCAUCCCUAUUUUGUCCAUCUCUCUAAUGCAAGAGUUAACCAGUAUUCACAAUCAUUCAUCCCUUUCUCUGGUAAACUCUGGAAGUCCCUGCCUCCUUCUGUAUUUCCUCUUUCCUAUGACUUGAACUCUUUCAAGAAGGAGGUUUUAAGACAUCCUUUAAUUUUUGAUGGCCACUUUUGACUUGGUUUGGAGACCGGGACCUGUUUUUUUUCUUUUCUUUUUUUUUUACUUAUUUUUUCUUUAGCUGGUGCCCCUCCUACAUAAAAAUAACUAAAUAAAUAACCAUUUUUAAGGAAAUAUUGCUUAAGUAAGAUCAUAUUGCUUUAUAAUAUUGCUUUUUCCUUGUUUUCAAGGAUUUUUCUGUUUCAGUAUGUGUGUGUGUUCUAGUAGUGCAUGGUAUGCAUCCAUACAACAUUUCAAAUUCUUCAGAUAAGUUUUGAAAAUUCUUUAUAUUUCAUGAAAAUAAAUUCUUGUUAUUUUUCAAAAUGAGUGUAUGAAAAUGUUUUUACAUAUUUUAUAUAUAGACACAAGACAAAUAUGUUUCCCUUGUUUCCAGUAGGUCGGACAUAACAACAUUGUUAUGCAAGGAGAGAUAAAUGUUGAAAUAAAAACUGAAGGGAAACAUUUUUAAUAUUUAUAGAAAUAUUUUCUGACC
Scylla paramamosain (green mud crab) is the source of this 3514-nucleotide messenger RNA. Its product is annotated as GDP-fucose protein O-fucosyltransferase 2-like. Gene Ontology annotation, molecular function: peptide-O-fucosyltransferase activity. Lineage: Eukaryota; Metazoa; Arthropoda; Malacostraca; Decapoda; Portunidae. Bases 355 to 1608 code for a protein of 417 amino acids. The transcript is spliced from 9 exons. The record is from RefSeq and is a predicted model, not a curated record. Gene Ontology annotation, biological process: protein O-linked glycosylation via fucose.